This is a messenger RNA of Gilbertella persicaria, 2006 nucleotides long. RefSeq lists its product as uncharacterized. The record is from RefSeq and is a predicted model, not a curated record. Bases 176 to 1741 code for a protein of 521 amino acids. Gene Ontology annotation, molecular function: DNA binding. NCBI's taxonomy places the organism in Eukaryota, Fungi, Mucoromycota, Mucoromycetes, Mucorales, Choanephoraceae. The transcript has 2 exons.
CCUUUUUUUAGAUCCUUUAUUACAGGGUAAAACUCAAUAUGAUAACACAAGCGUCGAACUGUUUCCAAUACAGAAACAAGUCGAAUCAUCUUCCAAUACAAAAAGACAUAUUCGAAUUGCGCCUUCUACAGAAAAACCAGUCAAUAUCGCUAAUGAACCCCUUCAAAGCUUGAACAUGACAGCCAUACAGCAAAUCAUCAUGGCAAUACCCCAUUUAGUACAGAACUCAACUCAAUCCUCAAUACUCUCUAAAGUCCUGGCUACUUAUAUUCAGUAUCUAACAACACUUAAUUCCUCAGCCAUUGCAUCAUCCUCAUCAUCUAUGAAUGCUCUGCCUCCUUCGCCUAGUACAAAUAGCUCCAAUAACUCACCCAUCAAAGAACCUGUUGAUAACAUGCUAAAUGCAGACACAUCUGUUCUACAUACCAUUCAGCCUACAAAGCCCCGUAUGGAAAUCACAGUGAUUGACAAUAUUGCUGUAUGCAUUGCUUUUCUUGUGAAAGACGACAUUGAAUAUCGCAUCAUGCGUCGACUGGACAACAGUUUUAUCAAUGGCACACAACUUUUGAUUGCCGGUGGUAUUGAUACCGAAAGUGAACGUAGCAUGAUUCUCAGUUUUGAAAUGAAUCGUGUGCGUAUGCCAAACAGACAAAGCGUAUUGUUUGGAACAUGGAUUCCCAAUCGUCGAGCACAAGAACUGGCAGCUACAUGCUCUAUACAACACAUGCUAACUUCUUUUCUAGGAGAUGAUGUGGAGCAUUUGUUUCCUUCGCCCUUACCCUCUUUUAUCGCUAACAACAAGAGAAGGUCGAGAAAAAACAGCUUGACGGCGACUGAGGAUACAGCGGCAGCCACUCGAAACCAUCAUUUAGCAGCACUCACCUUGGCUGCUUUAAAAAACCCUGUGGUCAUAUCAGAUCCACACAAGACAGAGAUUGACCGCAUGACUACAACCAUUGACAAAAACAUGCCCUUGACACAUCCCAGUCGAACGCUAAAGUCAACCACAGAAUAUACCCUAAAAGCACCUCAUUUGGGCUAUUUCGAAAACACAUACGAUGACAACGGGAAACAUGUUGUUGUGAUUGACAAGUCUGUCUCAACAACAGUCGACUUGAAUUUCAUUAAACAAGAUGAGAAUGAUAGCAGCGAUGUAGAUAUUGAAACAAUGGAAGAAUUUGAGCAUGAAGGCGAUACAGACACAGACAAUGACAUUGAGCAAGUGCGUAAAGAAAUGCGUAGAGUGAGAGAUGCCGCUAUUGCUGCUAUGGAAUUAGACGAUAUCCUCAAAAUGAAUUAUGCUGAACAUAGAAGAAAAAGCGAUGGCCAAGUCAGGAAUGAUCGACCAAAGAAAAAAAGAAAGGUUUUUUCAGAAACAGAAGACGAUGAAGAUCAUAGCAUACCUUAUCGUGCGUUUGAUUUUCAAAGGAAGAGGCCUGUGGGCUUUAUUAGUGGAGGAGGUAAAUGGUCUGCAAGCACAGGCAAUAAUAACACAUUUAAAUCUUCAAAAAUCAAACGAUCAGCUACUUGGCAUGGUAAGAUGACUCCAACGUCAAAUCACAAGAAGCAGCAAAAGACAGAAACGACGCUGAAACAAAAUACGACUGCAAUCAUACAAAAGCCUUCCACUUCUAAGCAUAAAGCCAUACAAGCAGUCAUUACACAUACCUUGGUGGAUGAAAAUGAUGAAGGUGAUGAAAUUGAUAUCGGUGGAAGCGAUAAUGAUGACGACUUGCGUUAAUCAUGUGCAAUAGCAUGUUAGUAUAUAUAUGAAUUUGUCGAAAAGACUUUAAAUGAAGACCAUUGUGUGAAACUCUUUCUCAAAACCGUUUUUUUAAGCAUCAUCGUUGAAGUCAAGAAAAGGCAUUGUAUUUCUUGUUCUAACUAUAUCAUGCGUAGCAAUUAUAUUCCUUGUAAAUCAAAAAAACAUUAGUAACAUAUUGAUUUGGCUUAGGCUUUUAUUAGCCAAUCAAAAGCCUUAGUAGAAAAAAGAAAGGUCACGUGAU